AUGGCGUCGAAUACUGUCGCACAUUCAGCUCAGGUGCAACUGUACAUUCAAUAUAAUGCGCGACUUCCACCAAGAUCUCCUGCAUUUCAAUGGCCUUCGGGACCGGUGCUUUUAGUUGCUCAACUUGGUCUAGACGCGAUUCUUUUCGGUCAGAAUAGUACACCAGGAUCCACGAUUGAGUAUGACCGUGCCUUUCUCAAGCAUUUGGUAAAGCAUAUUGAUGAAGCAAUUGAAGAAUGUUCAGAAGAACAAGCAGCAUCCUUGGAUACCACUAAAGAAGACUUAACUGUUGAUGAUGCCUUGUUGGAACGAUACAUGACAUUGGUGUCGUUGCCUGAGACAGCAAGUUCAGUUCACGGGACUCAUAUCCCGUGUGCUUUACAUGUAAUUCAUUUUUUCCCUACAGACGAUGCAUUGACGCUUCAUCCGGUGCUUGGUCGGUGUGAAUCGGUUGUGCUUCGCCAAGAGGGUGCUGCCAUAUCCCAAGGGACCACAGGUCUGACCACGUGGGAAGCAAGUCUUCGACUAGCCGCUCAUUUGACUGCUCAAUCCCCUCAAAUCUGGCACCCCCAGGCUCGAAUCCUCGAAUUGGGAAGUGGCACAGGGUUUCUAGGCCUUGUGUGUUCUCGACUUUUUCGCUUUUGUUCUGACCCGCGCACAGAUUUUUCGCUCGUCUUGACAGACGUUGAGGGUCAAGUCCUCAAUCGUUUGCAAGAGACAGUCAACCUUAACAAUGCGCAAAACGUUGAAAUUGAGCCACUAAACUGGGUUGAGGUAAGUGCAGGAGAACCAGAGGCGCUCGAGCAAAUCCGACGCAUUCGGCCCACAUGCAUAUUGGCUGCGGAUGUCGUAUAUGAUCCAGGAUUAGUGCCUUGCUUGACAGAUACGCUUCUUGUGACACUACAAAACGGCACAACUAGAGACGGUCAACGUCCAUACGCAUUAGUCGCAAGCACAAUCCGGAACCCUGACACAUACGAACAGUUCUUGCAAUCACUGCGUGAGCGGCAUAUGCGCUGGACUAUCGUGGAAGCAGCACAACCCACAUGGCCCAAUUUGGAUACCCUUCGCUUGUUCCCUUCAGUACAUAACCCCGAAACUGAAGGGCAAGUGUGCAUAUUGCACAUCGAGCAGUCAUAG
Molecule: messenger RNA, 1140 nt
Organism: Malassezia globosa CBS 7966
Lineage: Eukaryota; Fungi; Basidiomycota; Malasseziomycetes; Malasseziales; Malasseziaceae
Exons: 2
Coding region: 1-1140 (379 amino acids)
Source: RefSeq, a predicted model, not a curated record